This is a messenger RNA of Kwoniella mangroviensis CBS 8507, 3702 nucleotides long. RefSeq lists its product as uncharacterized. Bases 1 to 3702 code for a protein of 1233 amino acids. NCBI's taxonomy places the organism in Eukaryota, Fungi, Basidiomycota, Tremellomycetes, Tremellales, Cryptococcaceae. The transcript is spliced from 5 exons. The record is from RefSeq and is a predicted model, not a curated record.
AUGCCAUCCGUCUUCACCCGACAUCGUCGAGCAUCCGACGCUCUGCCCCCGUCUUUCGGCAAGGAAGAGUCUCCUGCUCGAAGACAGCGUCUCUCCAUUGAUCUGAUCCACUCCAACAAUCUCAAUGGUUCACCACCCCCAAGUUCAGGAGGAGGGAAAAUCAAGGCUCUCUUUGGAGUUGGCUCGUCACCUGAUCCCGACGGUAAAAACGCAUCACUUAGGAAGAAGUUGACAUCGCCUUCAUCAUUCUUCAAAUCAUCGGUCGACCUAAACACACCUAAAACACCACCAUCUCAAUCCCCUGCAGAUCCCACAUUAGCCAGGUAUACGGACCCUUCACCUAGAACCAAGGUCAAUGGAAGUUCAACGGAGGAGAGAUUCGCAUCUCCCACUUUGGCCCCUGAGGCCUUCGCUUUGGCAUCGACAAGCUCACCAGAAGGUACACCCAGACAGAGUAAGGAUGGACGAAGGGCUUCAGUCAGUUGGCAACCCUCUUAUCCACUGGUUGUACCGGAGGAUCAAUAUAUCAACAUACCUCCAGAUGGUCAUGCAGCUCCCAACGGACUUGCACCUUCAGCGAACAUAGCUUCAACUCCUGCAGAUGAGAACCGAAAGAGGAGAUCGUUAGAUGCUGGGGAUAGACUGUCAAGCUGGCCAGUCAUUCAACCUACGUCUAAACCUGUCACCCCACCCAUAUCAACGCUACAGACCCCUGUCACACCACCUAAACCUCAAUUCGCCUUACCAACCCCUCCACUGUCGGCCGGAUCAGACAAGAAGAAAUUCGAUGGUCUGCAACCACCAGAACAGCCCGGUGGAAGGCGUAGACCCUCUCUCAGUAUCGAUAUAUCUGAUGUCGCAAUGCCAGGCUCCACGGCAGCGCUCGCCGCAGCUCAGAAAGAGCAGUCAAAACCACUAGCAUCGGACUCGACCCAAUCAGCAGUGGAUACAAGGUCCACUUCGUUAGCGGGGUUUACCCGUGUACCACUCAAUGAUACAGCAUCCAGAAUCUCCUCCGUCUCCGUACCAUCCUCACCUAUCAAUAGUACAAGACAGCGACCUAAUCCCCCUGUUCGUAAGUCAACCCUCAUCCAGAGUCCUCCCAUGCCUCAGCCGAUCAAGAAUCUACCUACACUUCAAGGAUGGCCGGGAUCUCCCCAACCUAGUGGUAGUACGACACCUGGAUGGGGAUCUUUGGCUAAAGAAGGUGGACCGAAGACCCCCGGUUUUUUAGGAACACCAAGUGGUCAACGGACACCGGGAUUAAGCGGGUUCCCAUUUUCUUUGCCACCUGUGGGAACACCCCUUGGAAAGGGUAAGGAGAGGAGCACGUUGACGGAACAGGAGGUGCGAAAAGCGAAGAGAGCAAUGCCUGUCAUGCUUCGUCAACCGUCUACGAAACCGGCUGAGGAGGAGGAAGGUGGAGACGCAGGAGAUGAUGAUGAGGAGAGUGAUGGAGAAUCAGAGACUGAGGUCGAGGGUGGUAGAUCUGAUGACGAUUCUGAUGGAGGGGCAGAGACAGAACCGAGAGCUUCGAGCUCAAGAGGUGCUAUUGGACUCGCGGGGAGAUUUGUCAAGAAGAACAGAGGGAAAGGAAAAGCUGCCUCGCAAGUGUCCCCCAUGGCUAAAUCUGUCGUCACAGAGGAGGAAGCCAACGGUAAAUCUGUUUGGUCGUUGGGAACACCGUCGGAGAAAAGACCUACCACCAACUGGGCUCAAUUCGGUUCUCCUUCUCCCAGAGCUACCCCUGGACCUGCCCCAACUCCCGGAAGAGCUGCUCUCAACCGAAAUUUAUCAUCUUAUGCUUCCACCGUGACUACCUCUGAGGAAGGAUACUUCGAUUCCGCCCCCACGUCCUCCCAGGUUAGUACAGGGGCCACAUCAACACCACUGCGGUCCGAGAAACCUACGCUAGCGAAAGGAACCGGAACCACAGAACUUGUCAACAGUGCUGUUGCAGGACUACAACUGGGUCAGCCGGUAACGUCAACAUCUAUCGCAACAACCCGAGCUCAUAAUGAGGACGAUGACGAGGCGGUAGCAGAUGAUGACAGUGAUGAUGAUUCUGAUGUGGGAACCAAUGAGGGGACCAAUGAAGAUUCGGUCGAGUCUCCCCCAAUCCCUUCUCAACAAACAGAGGCGAUGGCUAUUCAAGUGACUAAACCUACUGCACCUGUAAGACCAUCACCCUCAACCAGACCAUCAAUGUAUUCUCAAGUCUCUCGAUCAAUGAUAAACCUCCCUCCCAAACCCGCCGCUUCUGAGCCAGAAGGACCCUCAGAUAAACUAUCAGUGAAACCUCGUUUGGAAACUGUUCCAUCAGGUGAACAAGUACCUAUGCGGAUUGACCUGCCACCGAGGAUUCCCGAGGGUAAAGUCGUGGGCAAUGGUCCAGCGACACCCGCAGAAUGGGCCAAACCACCUCCUACGCCUGCUGCAGGAUUAAGCUCGUUCAACUUCUGGUCAGGCGGCGAUAAGAAACAACCCGCUCUGAAACGACGUAGAUCUGCAGAUGAUCUGAUGAAACAACCGCCCAAGUAUGAACCUCCUUUCCCUGGAACGUUUAUCCCGAGACCUAGAGAUGAGGAAGGAAGAGAAAAAUUACCUAAAUAUUGGUGUUCCGUCCACAUCGAAGGGUUGUUACCGAGAAAAAUGGAAUUUUCUGCUCCCAGCAUGCAAGCUCGAGAUCGAUCAUGGAAGAAACUAUAUUUCAUCAUUCACGGAACUUCACUCUACGUGUACAAAUUCGAUCCUCAUCGAUUCCCUCUCAAAGUGGAUGCUCCCGUUCCGACCAUAGACGAAGAAGAGGUUGAUGAUAGUCUACAUGUGCACUACCCACCUGCUUCUGAACGACGAGGGUCUGUCGCCUCGCAGACAAACACGAUGCGACGAGGAUCGAUAUCAGCUGUUGUCGGUGUAGGAUCUGGAUCCGAUGGUGGUAGGAGAGGUAGUGUUCCUGAUAAUUUCCAUUCUGCGGCGGCCAAUCAACGAAGAGGAUCGAAUGCUGGGUUAUCAACUACAGAUGGUUCAAUAGGUGGAUCAUCGGGAUUGAGACGUGCAUCCGAAUCAGCAUCGGGAUCAAGUUUAUCGGUCCCUAGAAGAAGUUCGUUAAGCAUCGUCACCAAUGCUUCAGAUAAUAACUCUGGUGAUUUGAAAGAUCCAAAACUUUUCCCAGGGAACAAUGCCAACUCUGCGUCAGCCAGGAGAGGCUCGACAUCUAGUCAGAGUAUAGUAAGUACGAGUGGAGGCACAAGUUUGGCAUCUCAUUUCCAACAUAAUUCAUUGGUCAAGCAAUAUUCCUUACAGAAUGCGGAAUCCGGUCUGGCAGCAGAUUAUCACAAGAGGAAGAAUGUUGUGAGAGUCAGAAUUAAUGGCGAACAAUUUUUGUUGCAAACGGGAGAUAAUAGGGAAGUGGUAUCUUGGAUUGAGGCUUUCCAAGCUGCUACCAAUGUCUCACUUGAUCUGGACGUCCGACCCAUGCCAAAGAUCAUUACGUUACCUCGAAGACGUAGAAGAAGAGGUGCAGCCGCCACUGCCGCUGCUGCCGCUGCCCGAACAGCGACGGAGGCGAACGGUGCAGCUGCGAAUGGUACGGCUGAUACUCCCUCGGGUAACGCCCAGGCGGUAUCGGCUGCGGACGCCGCUGAGAGGGAGAGGGAGAGGAUGUUAGUAGAGGAUCAACAGGCUGAAGUGGUUGGUUAG